Messenger RNA from Caenorhabditis remanei, 2571 nucleotides. RefSeq lists its product as uncharacterized. Gene Ontology annotation, biological process: glycoprotein metabolic process. The transcript is spliced from 14 exons. Gene Ontology annotation, molecular function: beta-N-acetylglucosaminidase activity. The coding region runs from base 1 to 2571 and encodes 856 amino acids. Lineage: Eukaryota; Metazoa; Nematoda; Chromadorea; Rhabditida; Rhabditidae. The record is from RefSeq and is a predicted model, not a curated record.
AUGGAGGAAACGAAGAGUGACAAGAAAUUCAAUCGGAGAGAGGCUAUUUUGAACAGCUCGUACAUCUGCGGAGUAGUUGAAGGCUUCUACGGACGUCCAUGGACGCAAGAACAGCGGAAACAUCUCUUCAAACGGCAGAAUCAUCUUGGCCUCACUACUUAUUUGUACGCUCCUAAAGAUGAUAUGAAACACCGAUCGCAGUGGCGUCUGCUGUACAGCAAUGAAGAAAUGACGUUACUACGAAGUCUUGUGGAGAGUGCGAGAGACAACAAUGUGAACUUUGUCUACGCAAUUUCGCCCGGUUUGGACAUUGUGUACAGUUCGGAUAAAGAGAUGGACACACUGAGAAAGAAACUUGAUCAAGUUCAAUCAGUUGGAUGCGACUCAUUUGCGGUGCUAUUCGAUGAUAUUGAGGUUCAAAUGCAGCUAGUGGAUCAAAAAAGAUUCAAAUCAUUUGCACAUGCUCAUGUUUAUAUCGCAAAUAAAAUCUACAAGUAUUUGGACGCCAAAGUGUUCAUGUUUUGCCCAACGGAGUAUUGUGAGACACGAACUUUUCCAACUUUGGAAAGCUCUCCAUAUCUCAAUACAAUCGGACAGUGUCUAGAAAAAGACAUUCAUAUUAUGUGGACAGGACCGCAAGUCAUAUCUCGAUAUAUUCCAGUGGGGCAUUUGGCUCGUGUAGGCAGAGUCAUGCGCCGAAAGCCGCUUAUCUGGGAUAAUCUUCAUGCUAACGACUAUGAUUUGAAGAAAAUAUUCAUGGGGCCUCUGAUGCAUCGAUCCGUGAAAAUGAAGGAGUUGACUUCUGGAUUGUUGCUAAAUCCAAACGGGCGCUAUGAAGCAAAUUUUGUUCCAAUUCAUACAUUGUCGGAUUGGAAUGCAGCUGAUAGAGAUUUACUUCCACAUGAGUCUGGCCUUUCGGAAGACACUGGAAACCUUUUCAACAUUGACUGCAGCACGGAGACACUAUACAUUCCGGAAGUUUCUAUGAUCAAUGCUGCCACUACUUGGAUUGAUGAAUUCAUUACCCCAUCAGUGAAUAAUGCACAGGCACCUAUCCUCACCGCCGAUGUUGCGGGUUACGUACCAGAUCGUCGAGAAUGUGUGUGGCUGCUGGAUCUGCCGGAGUCUCAUGGUGUUAUUCGUCCAGAACCCGUUGCUCCUGCUGAUAUACCCACAGAGAACAUUGUUCAGUCUGCAGUCCCUCCGGAAGAGCCAGUCCCGUCCGAGCUCAACUCCUUGGCAGCGGAUUAUUCGCAGCCAAUGGAUAUGGGAGACACCGGUGAGAACCUGGACGAUGAGUCAAUGUUAUCAAUGGACGAUGAUGAGGCUGUUCCAUUGAUGUUUUCUGGAUUGGCCACUACUGAAGAGGACAUCAAAAAUCAACGACUGUCUCUUCUCACUGCUUUGUGCGAAAUGUUCUACCUGCCAUUCGAAAACGGCCCAAGAGUGAAAACUCUUUUCAGAGAUUUCACUUGGCUGAUGCAAAACGCAUCUGUUAUGAAAAAAAGUUUCAAGGAGAUUGAAACUCUCGAUCCUCUUCAGUCGGAAUGGUUGGUGAGAUACGACGCUGUCACCGAGUUUCUCACGAAUUCCAUUGACGCUUUCUUCUUCAUCACUCAAGCUCCAAACAAAGCAAUUCUAACUGAAAUUGUGCCAUAUGCAUUUGAAGCUCAUGGAUGUUGUGUUGUGUUGAUAGCAGUUGCAAGAUGGAUGAUGCAAGGAAACGCAAUGGACAACCCUGAAAACUACUUGUUCGACGAUUUCGGCUCGAGCGAUGAGUCAUGGAUCAGUCAAACCGGUUUGAAAACCGACACAUUGAGGGUCUUCACCGUUAUGGAAAAUGUCGAACAAAUGUUCACAACAAGAAUAUUUCUCCCACUAUGUAUGUUCUGUUUCGACAUUCGACCGUUCACAAUGGCUGAUAAAGAUUACAUAUCCGGAAUGGUCACAGUGAUGUUAACCAACAAUCAAGACUUACUCCGUCAUCGAGCCAAGAACUUCGCCGAUCGAAACAUUACUCCAUUUUUGAACAGUGGUGCUCAGCACAACUUUGUGUGUGAAAAAGUGGAUGAAAGUGGGCAUAAACCGGUCUGUUAUGCAACUGGACACGCUGAUGGUGCUGCAUUCAACCACUAUUUGCUCACUUAUAAAGAGCAGCUAAAAGAGAAAUAUAAAGGAUUGAUUGAAGAUAAAACCGUCGGUUCUGCAAGACUGUCUCAGGAACACAUUGAUUUCAUUCAAAAUAGUCAGACUCCUAUUGAAAUCGAGGACUGGUAUCCAAGAAUUCCGGAACACAUUUUCGAAAAGUAUCCAGCAUGGGUAGAAACCUAUUUUGGCCUUGACUCGACUGAUGCUUAUCCAAUGAAAAAAGUCUUGCACGUUGUGGCAACUACUCUUGCUAUGAAUGGUUCCCACGGAUAUUUCAUUGCCAUUUCUAACGAGGAUGUCGAGCGCCAGAAGUACUUCUACGAGAUUGGACUCAACGAUUUGGGAUUGUCAGACUGUGAACGAUUCCGCAUUAUGGGACAAACGAUACGUUCGGUUUCCCGCCAGUCUUCGUCUUCUGACUAA